Molecule: messenger RNA, 1242 nt
Organism: Centruroides sculpturatus (bark scorpion)
Lineage: Eukaryota; Metazoa; Arthropoda; Arachnida; Scorpiones; Buthidae
Product: nucleosome assembly protein 1-like 1
Exons: 1
Coding region: 95-1084 (329 amino acids)
Biological process (GO): nucleosome assembly
Cellular component (GO): nucleus; chromatin
Molecular function (GO): chromatin binding; histone binding
Source: RefSeq, a predicted model, not a curated record
UAUCAAAAUAAAAAAAAAAUUUAAAAAAAAUCGAACGAGUGUGUUUGAAUUGGAUCGCAAAGAACGAGAGGAAAAAUUUUUUUAAAGUAUUUGAAUGAUGGAUAAAGAGGAAAUUGGCGAUUUAACAAAGAUAGAUGAUGAUAUAUGUAAGUGUUUUAAAGAGGAAGAUUUAAUUUCUUUCAUCCCGAAAUAUCAUCCUCAAGUACAGAAACGGAUCCAGCAUCUUCGUAAAUUACAACUGGAAUAUAUCCAAGAAGAAAUGAAUUAUUAUAACGAAAUUCAUAACUUAGAAGUUAAAUACGCUCGAUUGUUUGCUCCGAUAUUUAAGAAGAGGCAAGAGAUCAUUAAUGGAAUUGUAGAAGUAUCGGAAGAAGGAGAAAGUCGCACCUACGACACAGAAAAAACAGUUCGGGAUAAAGAAGAAAUUGAGAUUGCACCGUGCGAAAUGUGCGGACAUAAAUCUAUUAAAGGUGUUCCAUAUUUCUGGUUAGUUGUAUUAACAAAUUCGAGCUUAAGAAGAAUGAUCAGCCUUCGAGAUGAACCGAUUCUCAAGCAUCUGAAAGACAUCAAGCUGAAUCACAUCUCCGAAUCCUCAAGAGAUUAUGUCUUGGAAUUCCAUUUUGAACCGAACGAAUACUUCAAUAACGCCGUUCUAACUAAAGAAUAUUCAGUAACGUGCGAUUUUGAUCCGAAAAAUCCGUAUUGCUACGAAGGUCCCAGUUACGUUAAGAGUAAAGGAUGCUUCAUAGAUUGGAAGGAAGGGAAGGAUAUUACGUUGAAAGUAUUUAGAGGAAACGAAGGUUCAUCAGAAGCUGAUUGCUAUAGAAGUGUAGCGACGGAAUCAUUUUUUAAUUUCUUUAAAGAUCUACCCGAAUUAAAUGAAAAUCAACGCGAUGACGAGAAGCAAUUGCUUUUAUUUGAUUACGAGAUUGGCGAAUAUAUUAAGGGUAGAAUUAUACCCAAAGCUAUACUUUAUUAUACUGAAGAAAUUAAUGACGAUUAUGGUGAUUCCGACACCGAAUGCGGAUUUAUAGGGUCGCAUUCGAGCAUUAGCGAUGAUCUGGAUGAUGAUAAUGAUCCAUAAUUAACAUUUCUUAAAAAUCAUAAAUGCUUUUUUUCAUUUAAAAUUUUUGUUUCUAUUUUUCAGAUUACUUUAAUUAUUCAAAUUUAAUUUCGUUUAUGCGUAAGUUAGCAUUGAAAAUUCUUGUAGUGAAUAUUAAUUAAUAAAUAAAUAGCUUGAGU